This is a messenger RNA of Vombatus ursinus (common wombat), 2506 nucleotides long. It is a transcript of the gene GALNT18, whose product is annotated as polypeptide N-acetylgalactosaminyltransferase 18. The transcript has 12 exons. The record is from RefSeq and is a predicted model, not a curated record. Lineage: Eukaryota; Metazoa; Chordata; Mammalia; Diprotodontia; Vombatidae. Gene Ontology annotation, cellular component: Golgi apparatus. The coding region runs from base 367 to 2244 and encodes 625 amino acids.
CGGGCUGCUGGGCGCCGCUGAGCGGCGGCCGGAGGGGCUUCGGCUUCGUUUCUCCCAUUUGUUUGCGGGUCUUCUAGUAAAUAGAGCUAUUAGCCUGGCCGGCGGAGGCAGCGGGAGCAACAAACUUGGGGCUGUGCGGCGAAGAUCCCGCGUGGGGGCUCGGGGCCCUGAGCUAGCAGCCCGGGCUUUGCUUUCCAAAGCUGCGGACCUCAGAGCCUGGCAGCUCAGCAUCCCGCCAUCCCGCCGGUUCCAGGUCGCGGAGUCCUUUGGAGCGUGUGGGUGGGUGUGGGGACAGCAGGGAUUGGGGGCAGUCCAGUGGCUAGGGGGAGCGUGGGGAGCUCCCCCUCUCUAUGGAGGGAGCGCAGGAUGGUGUGCACCAGGAAGACCAAAACUUUGGUGUCCACCUGCGUGAUCCUGAGCGGCAUGACCAACAUCAUCUGCCUGCUUUACGUGGGCUGGGUCACCAACUAUAUCGCCAGCGUCUAUGUGCGGGUGCAGGAGCCGGUGCCCGACAAGAAGCUGGACGAGGACAAAGGGGACACGCUGAGGAUCAUCGAGCGUCUGGACCACCUGGAGAAUGUCAUCAAACAGCACAUUCAAGAGGCCCCUGCCAAACCUGAGGAGAGUGCUGCUGAGGCCUUCACAGACUCAUCCCUCUUUGCCCACUGGGGCCAGGACCUCAGCCCCGAAAGCAGGCGCAUCGCCCUGAAGCAGUUUCAAUACUACGGCUACAACGCUUACCUCAGUGACCGCCUGCCCCUGGAUAGGCCCCUGCCUGACCUUCGUCCCAAUGGGUGCCGGAAUCUCUCCUUUCCUGAUAGCCUCCCGGAGGUCAGCAUCGUUUUUAUCUUUGUUAAUGAGGCUCUCUCCGUGAUUUUGAGAUCCAUUCACUCUGCUAUUGACCGAACUCCUCCUCACCUGCUCAAGGAGAUCAUUCUGGUGGAUGAUAACAGCAGUAAUGGUGCCUGUGGCAAUGAGCUGCUUAACUCAAGCAAGCACCUGAAAAAUCUUACUGAAGAACUCAAGGAGAAGCUGAAAGACUACGUGGACAAGGUGAAUGCUCACAAGCCUGGCUUCAUUAAGGUCGUCCGCCAUAGCAAACAAGAAGGGCUGAUCCGUUCCCGUGUAAGUGGCUGGCGAGCAGCCACAGCUCCAGUGGUUGCUCUCUUUGAUGCCCAUGUGGAGUUCAACGUUGGCUGGGCAGAACCUGUGCUCACCAGGAUAAAAGAAAACCGGAAGCGGAUCAUUUCUCCAUCUUUCGACAAUAUCAAAUAUGAUAAUUUUGAGAUUGAAGAGUAUCCCCUGGCUGCGCAAGGCUUUGACUGGGAGCUGUGGUGUCGCUAUUUAAAUCCUCCCAAGUCCUGGUGGAAGUUGGAGAAUUCAACUGCUCCAAUAAGGAGCCCAGCCCUCAUUGGCUGCUUUAUUGUGGACAGGCAAUAUUUCCAGGAGAUCGGCUUAUUGGAUGAAGGAAUGGAGGUCUAUGGAGGAGAAAAUGUGGAGCUGGGGAUCAGGGUGUGGCAGUGUGGUGGGAGUGUGGAGGUCCUGCCCUGCUCCAGAAUAGCCCACAUUGAACGAGCUCACAAGCCCUACACUGAGGACCUCACAGCCCACGUCCGCAGAAAUGCUCUCAGGGUGGCGGAAGUCUGGAUGGAUGAAUUUAAGAGCCAUGUUUAUAUGGCGUGGAAUAUACCCCUAGAGGAUCCUGGAAUUGAUAUUGGUGACAUUUCUACAAGGAAAGCCCUGAGGAAAAAACUGCAGUGUAAGACGUUCCGAUGGUACCUUGUCAGUGUAUACCCAGAAAUGAGGAUGUACUCAGACAUCAUUGCAUAUGGGGUGCUGCAGAAUUCCCUAAAGAGUGACUUAUGUCUGGAUCAAGGACCAGAUACGGAAAAUGUUCCCAUUAUGUACUUGUGCCAUGGCAUGACCCCACAGAAUGUGUAUUACACGAGCAGUCAGCAGCUCCAGCUAGGCGUCCUGAGUCCCACUGUCGAUGAUGACGACAACAGGUGCCUGGUGGAUGUGAACAGUCGGCCACGGCUCAUCGAAUGCAGUUAUGCCAAAGCCAAAAGAAUGAAGCUUCACUGGCACUUUUCUCAGGAAGGGCCCAUCCAGAACCAGAGGUCCAAGCGUUGCCUGGAGCUGCAGGAAAACAGCGACAACGAGUUUGGGUUCCAGCUGGUGCUGCAGAAGUGCUCUGGCCAACACUGGUCCAUCUCCAACAUCCUGCAGAGCUUGUCGUCCUGACCAGCCCUGGGGAGGGAGGGGACCCUCUCCCUCCCAUCUUCUGCUACUGUGUAGCGCACGGCGCCUGCUCUAUUGUAUUCUUUUCUUGGGGUUUUCCGUGUGGAAGCUGGCUUUGUAGGCUGAGAAAAGAGACUCAUUUCCUAUUCAAUUUUCAUGGAGUUUAUAGAAAGAUACUGAACCGUGGGUGAGGGUGGAAGGUCAUAAACUAUUUUACAACUGUACAUAGGGAACAAAUGGAGACUAUUUAUAACUGACAAUAAAA